Penicillium chermesinum is the source of this 15279-nucleotide messenger RNA. Its product is annotated as Nonribosomal peptide synthetases (NRPS). Gene Ontology annotation, cellular component: cytoplasm. NCBI's taxonomy places the organism in Eukaryota, Fungi, Ascomycota, Eurotiomycetes, Eurotiales, Aspergillaceae. The coding region runs from base 1 to 15279 and encodes 5092 amino acids. Gene Ontology annotation, biological process: secondary metabolite biosynthetic process; amino acid activation for nonribosomal peptide biosynthetic process. The transcript has 4 exons. The record is from RefSeq and is a predicted model, not a curated record. Gene Ontology annotation, molecular function: catalytic activity; phosphopantetheine binding.
AUGGACCGAGCCAUCCCAAUGACCUAUGGCGGCAGCCUCAGUCGGACUGGAAUUAUUGACAAUGGGGUUGACCGCUACUUUGUAUGGACAACGCACCAUAGUGUCUACGACGGCUGGAGUGUGGCUAAAAUGAUGGAAUUGCUGGCCCGGCUAUUACAAGGCGAAGCUCCGCCAGCCCCAAUCCCGAUCUCCCGAUUUGUUGCCUAUCUGGACCUACAAAACGAGGAGAACACUGCAUCAUUCUGGCGAAAUCACCUCAAAGACGCUAGCUGGGCUCGUUAUCCAGCUCUGCCAUCCCUGCAGCCUAUUAUCAACCCGAGCGAUAAACUUCAGCAACAUUUCCAAGUGUCUCUGAAGUCAGACGCUGUCAGACUUCCUAUAAUUCUUCGUGGUGCAUGGGCCCUGCUGGUCGCUAUAAAUACUGGACUUGGCGAGGCAGUCAUCAAUGUAGUGCUCUCAGGGCGUAUGGCUGCCAUUGAUGGGAUCACAGAUCUCAUCGCACCCACUGUCACUUCAGUCCCUUUCUACGCAUCAGCCUCACAAGACCAGUCCGUGAAAGAGUUUCUGGCUGACAUACAAAACCGUGCAACGGAGAUGAUUCCGUAUGAACAUACUGGUCUUCAGAACAUCCGUCGCCUGGUUGGGCUUGGGCCGGAAUUUGACCCCGGCCACAUCUUUGUCGUUCAACCAGCCGGAGAGAGUGAGUCAGGGACGCCAAUGUUCGGUAUGGGUCUGGAUAUUGUUGCCGAAGAUACUUCGAUGGACGAUUUCGAUGCUUAUCCCCUGACAGUCGAAUGCACGGUGGGUAAUGUCGAAGCAGGUGCUAGCGACGUUACAGUUGAGCUACGAUAUGAUCGCGAUAUUGUUCCUGUUCAAUCUGCGCAGCGUCUCCUCUCCCAAUUCAGUCACAUUGUGCAGCAGCUAUCCGAAAACAUUGAGACUGGGCAGCUACUCGGACAGCUACAGUUGCUAUCCUGGGAGGACAGUGUACAGUUGUCCAAGUGGAACUCGUCCGUUCCGCCACGGGUUGAGCGCUGUAUCCAUGACCUAGUGUUACAGGUGAUGACCAGUCAACCAGAGAGAAUAGCCGUCAGCGCGUGGGACGGCGAGAUGACAUAUGGCGAAUUGGAAGAAGCCAGCGGUCGGCUUGCUCAUUAUCUGGCUGCCGAGUACUCUGUAGGCCCCGAAGUGAUGGUCGGCCUGUGUAUGAACAAAUCGAGGUUAGCAGUCGUUGCUAUGCUAGCCAUCCUCCGUGCAGGUGGCGCUGUCGUCCCUCUUGGCGUGCAGCACCCGGUGAUCCGUAUACAGGGUAUCGUCCGCGAGAUUGCCGCGCCGAUCGUGCUAGUUGAUCGUACGCAUAAGCAGCGUUUGAACACACUAGUUGCCUUUACACAGCUACUUGCAGUCGACUCCUUCUUCGACACAGUUCCGCCACCGCUGAGAAUGGUUGCUGGCUCCUAUAUCUCUGUACAGCCUAACAAUGUGGCUUGGGUUAUCUACACCUCUGGUAGUACUGGAAUACCUAAGGGUGUUAUACUUGAACAUGGUGCUCUUGCCACUAGUAUACUCAAUCAUGGGCGUGCAUUCGAUCUCCAGCCCCACGACCGUCUCUCUCAGUUUGCGGCAUAUACCUUCGACGUUGCUAUCCAGGAGGUUAUGACUACACUCGCCUUUGGGGCGUGUAUUUGCGUACCUUCAGAGGACGAUCGUGUCAACCGGCUUAUACCUUUCUUAUGCGAAGCGAAAGUUAGUAUCGGAACAUUUACAUCUACUGUUGCUGCCUUGGUUCAGCCAAAGGAUGUCCCUAGCUUGCGAGCCCUAAUUCUGAUGGGUGAAGCUGUACAGCCUAAGGUGGUUGACCAGUGGGUUGAAUAUGUAACCGUUAUCAAUGCUUACGGGCCCUCUGAAUGCUCUAUACAUAGCACAGGAAACAGGAUCUCUCACCGAUCAGAGGCCCUUAAUAUCGGCAAACCGCUAGCUGGAGCAUUCUGGGUUGUCAACCACAGUACCCAACUAGUUCCAAUCGGUGCCCCUGGCGAGCUGCUUAUUGAAGGACCGCAAUUAGCACGGGGCUAUUUGAACGAUCCUGCUAAGACAGAUACAGCGUUUAUCAAUGACCCUGCAUUUGUGAAGGAGUUAGGAUUGAGCCCCUGUCGUCGAAUGUAUCGAACUGGUGAUCUAGUUCAGCAGAGUCCAGAUGGGUCACUGACCUACCUUGGCCGACGUGAUACGCAAGUCAAAAUCCGCGGCCAGCGGGUCGAGAUUAGAGAGAUCGAGAGUCAAAUCAUACAGCUGCUGCCAGACGCACACGAGGCUAUGGUCGAUGUGAUAAGGCCAGCUGGGGAGCCUUAUGAUGGCAUAUUGAUAUUGGCGGCUGUUAUUCAAUGUCCUAACGCCGGACCAUCUAGCAGCGGAGAACUAGAGCUGUAUAAUCCUGCAGAGAUUACAGACGCUACACGCCAGGCCCUUAAGAAAUUAGACAACGACCUGGGCCAGGUCCUGCCGACAUACAUGGUCCCGGGGCUCUUCUUACUCAGCCAGAGGAUCCCAAUUAAUGCGUCUGGCAAGCUGGACCGCCGUUCUGUGCGAGAUCAGAUGCAUUUGAUGUCCCGCGAAUUACUGUACAGCUUUUCCUGCUUGACAGACUUAAAGGAGGCGCCGACCACUUCUCUCGAACUAAAGCUACAGAGUCUCUGGGCCACGGUCCUGGUAGUAGACCCGAAAUCGGUUGGCGUCAAUGACUCCUUCUUCCGCAUUGGUGGAGACUCUGUAGUGGCAAUGAAGUUGACAGCAGCCGCACAAGCAGAAAACAUCCCUCUAUCCGUGGCCGACAUUUUCCAAUGGCCUCGUCUGGCUGAUAUGGCUGCGGCCCUAGAAGGAAAACAAGGUCUUGAGAAUGGUCUUACCAUGAGCGAAGAUCCGGCCCCGCUGAGCCUGUGGCCGGAACUUGCCCAGGCUACUGAUGCGGACACUCGGAACCGACUGCUGCUGGAUGUUGCCGCUCAAUGUAAUAUUUCUAUCGAUAAGAUCGAAGACAUCUACCCCUGCAGCCCGUUACAGGCUGGACUCAUGGCGAUCACAGCACAACGUCCUGAGGCUUACGUUAUCCAGCGGAUCUUCCGACUACAGUCCAAUCUCUCAGUCGAACGCCUUAAAGCUGCGUGGACGAUGCUAGUUGAAUCCCUGCCUAUUUUACGAACCCGCAUCAUCCCCUCAACACAAGCUAAUGCACUACAAGUUGUAGUACGGUCGCAACCAGUCUGGCAGAGAGAGAAAACACUUAACGACUAUCUCAAGACCGAUAAAGCCACACCGAUUACAUACGGUGGCGCCCUUACUCGUACAGCCAUUGUAACGAGCGACGACGGCGCGACUCAGUUCUUUGUGUGGACAACACAUCACAGUGUUUACGACGGGUGGAGCGUGGCCAGAACGAUUGACGUGCUCACCCAACUGUUAGAAGGGAAGGCUCCGCCAGUUACAGUGCCUGUAUCACGUUUUAUUGGCUACCUGGCCCGGCAGUCAAAAGAAGAGACAGCAACAUUCUGGAAAAGGCAGCUGGAAGGCGUGAACUGGGCGCGUUAUCCAGCCUUCCCGUUCUCGCAGAACAAUAUCAACCCACAAGAUACCCUCCAGCAACACCUCCAUGUCCCUCUAACAGAACCAACGCCUAUACCCACAAUCCUACGCGCUGCGUGGGCCCUGCUUGUUGCUAUCAACACCGGGCUCGAUGAAGCAGUUGUUAACGUAGUCCUGUCAGGCCGCAUGGCAGCAAUUGCCGGAAUCACGGAUCUUAUCGCGCCAACAGUCACCACAGUCCCCUUCUAUAUAUCAGCCUCCCAGAAACAGUCUGUGAAGGCUUUCCUCGCUGAUAUCCAAAACCGCUCCACUGAGAUGAUCCCAUACGAACAUACUGGCCUUCAAAACAUUCGUCGCAUAGUUCCUGGGCUUGGGCCUGAAUUCGACCCUGGCCAUAUUUUUGUUGUGCAGCCCGCCUCAGAGAGCGAGUCAAGAACGCCGCUCAACAUGGACCUAGAGUGCGAAAACACUUCUAUGGGCGCCUUCGAUGUUUAUCCCUUGAUAGUCGAGUGUACAAUUGGACAGGGGACGAACGUUGAGAUUGAUAUACGCUACGACCGAGCAGUACUUUCCUCUAUUGACGCCGAACGGUUGCUCAACCAGUUUUGUCAUAUUAUAAAGCAGCUGGCACAAAAUUCAGAGACCGAGCAGUCUCUAGGGCAGUUACAAUUGCUCUCUGCAAAGGAUAGUUCCCAGCUUUGCGAGUGGAACUCAACGGUACCAUCUCGGGUUGACCGCUGUAUCCAUGACCUAAUCAAUGACAGGAUAGCUGAGCAGCCGUCCGCUAUGGCAAUUAGUGCAUGGGAUGGGGAAAUGACAUAUCAUGAGCUGAACCGCGCAAGUUGGCAGCUAGCCCACUACUUACUCCAGCACAACGUCGGCCCAGAGGUGAUGGUCGGUGUAUGUAUGGACAAGUCGAAGUUAGGAGUAGUAGCUAUGCUGGCUAUUCUUCGUGCCGGCGGUGGCGUGGUCCCUCUCGGCGUACAGCAUCCGGUAGCUCGCAUUAAGAGCAUUGUGCAAGAUACGGCUGCGCCAAUAGUACUGGUGGACUGUGCUCACGAACAGCGGCUGUCGGAGCUAGAGGCACAUACUCAACUCCUCGCUGUUGAUACCUUCUUUGAUACAGUUUUAUCAAGUCUCGCGAUAAAUUUUACCGAGGCUAGUAUAGCUGUCCGACCAGAAAAUAUAGCGUGGGUUAUUUAUACCUCCGGCAGCACGGGCACACCCAAGGGCGUUGUACUAGAGCAUAGGGCAUUGAUAACAAGUAUUCUUGCCCACGGCCACGCAUUUAGUAUCCAGCCCUACGACCGACUCUCGCAGUUCGCGGCGUAUACAUUCGAUGUCGCGAUUCAGGAGAUUAUGACCACUCUUAUCUUCGGAGCAUGCAUCUGUAUUCCCUCAGAGGAAGACCGUGUUAACCGACUCACACCCUUCUUGUCAGAGGCUAAGGUUACCAUCGCUACAUUAACAUCAACAGUAGCCUGCCUGGUCCAGCCAGAGAAUACACCAAGCAUACGAACAUUGGUUUUGAUGGGCGAAGCAGUUCAAUCUAAGGUAGUUGAUCAAUGGAUCAAUUAUGCUGACAUUAUCAAUGCUUAUGGGCCUUCCGAAUGCUGUAUACAUACUACAGCCAACAAGAUCAGACACCGCUCAGAGGCCCUGAAUAUCGGUAAACCGUUUGCUGCAACAUUCUGGGUGGUCAAUUCAGCCAGUCUACAACCAGUUCCUAUCGGUGCGCCUGGUGAUCUGCUUAUCGAAGGGCCCCAGUUAGCGCGAGGCUACUUAAAUGAUCCUGUCAAGACUGCUGCUGCCUUUAUUCAAGAUCCACCAUUCAUAGACGCGCUAGGCUUGAGCCCUGGUCGACGGAUGUACCGAACCGGAGAUAUAGUGCAACAGAACAUGGACGGCUCACUAACCUACCUUGGCCGACGCGAUACUCAAAUCAAAGUACGUGGCCAGCGUGUGGAAGUUGGUGAAAUCGAGUACCAUAUCGGGAAGCAGGACGGCAUCCAUGAUGCGGUUGUCCUAUUCAUGCAAGAGGGACCUCUUGCUGGUCAACUUGUUGCAGUUGCCAUCAUCAGUGAGGAUGAGACCUCGGUAGCAAGGCACGAUCAGAAACAAGGUGUGGAAUAUCUUUCUGAACAUGAGAAGAGUAUUGCUCCGGUCCUGCUACGCAAAGCUCAGCAUGAUCUAUCAGGGCAAGUCAUGCACUAUAUGGUGCCUAGUGCCUGGAUUCCAGUAGCAGGUGUGCCGAUCAACGCAUCCGGGAAGACAGAUCGACUCGCGCUCAUUCGCUGGCUAUCAUCUUUACCCCUGGAGGAAAUUGAAUCUCUGACGACUAGUAUCAAGGAGACUGGAGAUGAAGAGAAUACAACGGCAACGGCUACAGCCGUGGAGCAAUUGUUGCGGGAGAUAUGGAGCGACGUGUUAGGCAUUCCAUUGCAAAGAGUGACAUACUCAUCUACCUUCUUCAGUCUCGGUGGAGAUUCUAUCACAGCAAUGCAGGUAGUGUCAGCCAGUCGGGCCCGCGGCCUUAUUGUCACUGUCCGCAGCAUCUUGGACAGUCAGACAAUUCCCAAGCUAGCAAAUCAAGUGCAGAGCAUCGAAACUGCAGACCCUUCAAAAAUGCCUUCUGGCAAUGGUCUGGAAACUUCUACCAAAGAGUCGACCAGUGCAGCACGAACAUCAACGAAAUUUCAUCUCGCGCGCCUGUCUGACAGUGACAUGCUGUUGAUUGAGGGGCAAUAUCUCAACUUGCUUGGUCUCUCUUCAAUCACUGAGAUUGAAGAAAUUCUCCCCUGUUCACCAAUCCAGCAAGGUAUCUUGCUUACACAGCUGCAGUCGCCAUCAACCUACUGCAUCCAGCACACAUGCCGCAUCAAGUCGUCUGAUCCUACAAAUCAACCCGUCAACGUAGACCGGCUUCUUGGAGCAUGGCGUCAGGUGUCUAUGCGGCACUCCAUCCUCAGAACUGUGCUACUUGAGCCGCUACCAGGCCAGGAGCGGUUUCUGCAGGUCGUCCUGAGACAACCGGGUAUUAGUAUUCUCAGUGAGGAGGGCGUCGCAGAUACAGCUGUAGCCGAGUGGUUUGAUUCCCAGCCGAUAUUUGAUGUUUCUGAUACUCGGCACCCUCCCCAUCGUCUUACCCUACUAAGGACUACCACAGGUGAGAUUUAUAGCCGACUUGACAUAAGCCAUGCUCUGGUCGAUGCCUCGUCGCUAGCCCUGAUCAUCCGAGAUCUUAUUAUUGCCUACGAUGGUCAAUUGCCGGCUAGCGGUGGCUCGCAGUAUAGCGCAUAUAUUGAAUUCCUUGAGGAGAGACAGCCAGAAGAAGAUCUUCAAUUCUGGAAGGAAUACCUGAGUCAGGCUGAGCCAUGUCUCUUGCCGACUCAAGGCCCCCUACACAACUCCGAAGAGAGGAAGCUUGAGAAGGUUUUUGCGCAAGUCGAUAAUCUUACUGCGCUAUACCGCUUCCGGGACAUAUAUGGUGUUUCGAUCGCCAGUAUUUGUCAGCUGGCCUGGACACUGGUCCUCGCUAGCCAGAUAGGAUCUCAGAAUAUUAGCUUCGGGAAUCUUUCAAGUGGUCGAGAUACGCCGAUACGAGGUGUGGAGGAGCUUGUUGGUCCUAUGAUUAACAUGCUUGUUUGCCAUACUCAAUUGGAUUGGUCUGCAAGGGUCUCAGACAUGGCUCGCCAGUUGCAGACUUGCUUUACUAAUGCCUUUGAACACCAGCGCACACCGUUGGCGUCCAUCCAGCACGAGCUGGGCUUUUCCAGGGAUCAACCACUGUUCAAUUCCACCUUGUCCUAUAAACGCCAACCACUGGAUAACACAGGACAAACAGCCAUCACCCUUGAAGGACUGACCUGGGAGGACCCGACGGAGUAUGAUUUGAACAUCAAUAUUGACGCAGGGCUAACCGAGCUCGCAAUCGAUCUGCAGUACUCUACAUCAGUAUUCUCAUACACACUUGCUACAAGACUCGCACAAAGGAUGGUGCGAACUGUGUACGCUAUCUGCGACAACGCAGAUAGUCUGCUCGGUCAGCUUAGCCUGCUCUCUCCAGACGAUGUGUCGCAGAUUUGCAGAUGGAAUUCGACUAUGCCAGCUCGCCUCGAGCGCUGCGUUCACGAUCUUGUACUUAAUAAGAUUGUCGAGCAGCCCGAGAAAUUAGCUAUCAGUGCGUGGGAUGGUGAGAUGACGUACGGCGAGAUGGGUGAAGCGAGCCGUCGCCUAGCAUACCAUCUUGUCAACUGUGGUGUUGGUCCCAAUGUAAUGGUCGGCUUGUGUAUGGACAAGUCAAAGCUAGGAGCUGUGGCUAUGGUGGCCAUCCUCCGCGCGGGUGGUGCUGUUGUUCCUCUGGGAGUUCAACAGCCGCUAGCUCGUAUCGACGGCAUCAUGCAGGAUGCAGCCACGCCGCUGGUUCUGGUCGACCAUGCUCAUGAACAACGCCUAGCACCACUGAAAGUGCAUGCCCAGUUCAUCGUUGUGGAUUCCUUCUUUAAGGCACCCCCAUCACUCCCAGAAAGCAUGUUGUCUGUUGAGCCUUGCACAACCGUCCGCCCCGACGACGUGGCCUGGGUCAUCUACACCUCUGGCAGCACUGGAAAGCCUAAAGGUGUUGUGCUUCAACAUGGAUCCCUUGCGACAAGCAUCUUCUUCCAUGGCCGCAGACUCGACAUCCAGUCCCACGACCGUCUGCUACAGUUUGCAGCUUUUACAUUCGAUGCGGCUAUCCAGGAGAUCAUCACAGCUUUUGUUUUUGGGGCCUGUACCUGUCUUCCCUCUGAAGGAGAUCGCAUGGAUCGACUCUCCUCCUACUUAUGUGAAGCCAAUGUGACAAUAGCCACAUUAACAUCAACCGUGGCGGCAUUGGUUCGCCCGCAAGACGCGCCAUCAGUACGAACGAUGAUCCUGAUGGGUGAAGCUGUCCAAGCCAAGGUUGUCGACCAAUGGAUCGGACACGCCAAUGUCAUCAACGCUUAUGGGCCUUCUGAAUGCUGUAUUCACUCGACAUGCCAAAAGAUCCCCGACACUUCCUUAUCUCUCAAUAUUGGAACAGCCAUUGCUGGUGGGACCUGGGUUGUGAACCCGUCCAGCAUCGGACAACUGGUUCCUCUCAGCGCGCCUGGCGAGCUUCUGAUCGAAGGUCCAUUGUUGGCGCGCGGCUACCUGAAUGACCCGGCCAAGACUGCCGCUGCUUUCAUCAAAGAUCCCGCAUUUGUGGAGGAACUUGGCUUGACUCCUGGCCGGCGGAUGUACCGCACCGGCGAUCUGGUGCGGCAAAAUCCCAACGGCUCCCUUACCUACCUCGGCCGAAUUGAUGCGCAAAUCAAGAUCCGCGGUCAGCGUGUAGAGGUCGGCGAGAUUGAGUACCAUAUCGGAAAGCACGCUGGCAUCCAUGAUGCAGUGGUGCUUUAUAUGCGUCAGGGACCCUUGAAUGGCCAGCUUAUCGCGGCUGUCAUUCUCAGUGAGAGCUCGGUAGCAAGCCGCCAUCAGAACUCGGCCGUCAAAUAUAUUUCUGAAGACCAGAAGGCGAGUGCUCAAAAGCUGCUACAAAAGGCCCAGAGCGACUUGUCUCGGCAGGUCAUGCACUACAUGGUGCCAAACAUCUGGCUCCCAUUGUCGGCUGCUCCGAUUAACGCUUCGGGCAAGACAGAUCGGAUGGCACUUACUCGCUGGAUACAAGCAUUAUCGUCUGAUGAGAUUGCUGCCCUGAACACAACCGAGGAGACAGAAGAUUAUGACCUGUCGGCAACAGCCACAGCCGUCGAACGGUCGUUGCGGGAGAUCUGGAGCGAAGUACUUGGUGUCCCACUCCGCAGAAUCACCUCUUCGACCAAGUUCUUCAGUCUCGGCGGAGACUCAAUCACCGCCAUGCAGGUCGUCUCAGCCAGCCGGGCGCGUGGUAUCCUUAUCACAGUCCGUAAGGUUCUCGAGACCCAAAUAAUCUCCAAACUAGCAGCCGAGGCGCACACUCGCAACGACGCAGAAGAUGCAGCUCACGUACCAGAGGGGCCUUUUGCUCUCUCACCCAUCCAGCGGAUGUACUUUGACCAAAUCGCUCCCAACGGACUUCGCACUGAGGGAGAGUAUCAUUUCAACCAAGGGGUGUCGCUCCAUAUCACCAAAAGGGUAGAGCUAGCAGAUCUCGCAUGGGCAUUGGAUCAGGCAGUUAGGAAGCAUGCUAUGCUUCGUGCUCGCUUCCGGCACAUCCAGGACCAUGGCUGGAAGCAAGUUAUCGAGAGAGAGCUUGCUGGGUCGUAUCGUCUCUCUUACCAUACCGCCACUAAUGCGAAGUCUAGCCGGAAUAUUGGUGUGCAGUCCCAAGAAUCACUUAACCUCGAGCACGGACCAGUGUUUGCAGCCGCCCUGAUUGAACUGCCGAACAAGCAGGUCCUUCACUUGGUCGCUCAUCAUCUUGUGAUCGACCUUGUAUCCUGGCGUAUUCUCCUUCGAGACCUCGAAGAACUUCUGGAGCACCGCAAACUGCCCAACCCGCGCAGCCUAUCAUUCCCGGUGUGGUUGGAGCGGCAGUACCAGUCAUUGAGCAAGUUUGUGAGCGAUAUUGGUACGCCAGCGGAAGUCUUCGUGUCCGAUACCUUACCGGUGGCAGUGCCGUUGUCCAAUUGGGAGUACUGGGGCCUUACCCCUGGCCAGGAUGUCUGGGCCAAUCUCGCCAGCAUCGAGACAAAGUUAGACUCCCACACGACAUCCUUGCUAUAUCAUUCCGCAAACAACGCCCUCAAUACUGAGCCAGUCGAAAUUCUGCUCGCUGCCCUCUUUGUCUCUUUCCGCAUGGUCUUUACUGACCGUGAUGUCCCUGCCGUCUUCGUCGAAGGUCACGGUCGUGAGGCUGCAGAUGACGAAACAGACUUGUCUGACACUAUUGGCUGGUUCACAACAAUGACACCACUUUAUAUCCCUACGGAAGGUAACUAUAGUGGUCCUGUCGAUGUUCUGAGACAGGUUAAGGACCAGCGCAGGCGCAUCCCUGGCCGUGGCGUUCCCUACUUCGGUAGCCGUUUCUUGACCGUGCGUGGACAAGAAGAUUUUGCGGGUCACGGCCCUGCUGAGAUCCUUUUCAAUUAUACCGGAAGAUUCCAGCAGGCGGAGCGGGAGGAUACACUGUUCCGUAUUGAUGACGAAGAUCAUUCGAUUUCAGACGUUGGUAGCAUGGUCAAGACCUUCGCGGUGCUUGAUGUCACCGUCAGUGUGGAAGCGGACAAGUUGUGUAUCAGCCUCCGCUUCAGCCGUCAAAUCAAGCAGCAGGAGGCUGUCCAGGAGUGGCUUCAAGCAUACAGCAGCGCUGUGAGGGGCCUGGUGAAUGAGCUAGUGGUAGCGGCACCGACUGCUACGGCAACUGACUUUCCGCUUGCCUGCCUGUCUGACAACGAUAUGAGAGUCAUUGAGGGACAAUACCUCAACUCGCUUGGUCUCUCUUCAAUCACUGAGAUUGAGGAUAUUCUCCCCUGUUCACCGAUUCAGCAAGGCAUUCUGCUUACCCAGUUGCAUUCGCCAUCAACCUACUGCAUUCAACAGAUAUGUCACAUCCAGCCAUCUGAUUCAGCCAAGCCUGUUAGCAUAGAGCGGCUCGUCAGCGCAUGGCGUCAUGUCGUUGCACGGCACUCUAUUUUGCGGACUAUCCUGCUCGAGCCACUCCCUGGCCAGGAGAGGUUUAUUCAGGUUGUCCUCAAGAAGCCAGACGUUAGCAUCAUUACUACCGGCAAGAUCUAUUGUCGUCUUGAUGUGAGCCAUACGUUGGUUGACGCCUCCUCGCUAACCCUGAUGAUUCGCGACCUUAUUAGCACCUACGAGGGUAUAGUACCAGCCAGUGGUUCAAACUACAGUGUGUAUGUUGCAUUCCUUGAAAGAAGACAGCCACAGGAGGACCUGCAGUUCUGGAAGACAUUGCUGAGCAAUGCACAGCCAUGUCUCCUGGAGCCGCUGGAGCCCCCGCGCAAUAUCGAAUCACAAGAGGCGAAGCUUGCGAAGGUAUUCGUACAAUUCGAAGACUUUCGGACACUACAUCAUUUCCGGGAUACUUAUAGCGUCUCAAUUGCUAGUAUCUGCCAGCUAGCGUGGGCCCUGGUGCUUGCCACCUGGACAGGCUCAAACAAUGUCAGCUUUGGUAACCUGUCCAGCGGCCGUGACGCACCUAUUCCGGGGGUAAAAGACCUGGUUGGUCCUAUGAUCAACAUGCUUGUCUGCCAUCUUCAGCUAGAUUGGGACACCGCAGUAGCAGAUAUAGCUCGUAAGCUACAAAGCCAAUCUAUAGAGGCCUUCGAGCAUCAGCGGACCUCGUUGGCUUCUAUCCAGCAUGAGCUUGGUUUCACAAGGGAGCAGCCACUCUUCAACAGCACCAAGCUUGAAAUUGAUUUGCAGUACUCAACAGUGGCAUUCUCCGAUAUAGCUGCCAAGAAGCUGGCCCAGGGCUUAGUACAAGCUAUCCAGGCUGUGUGUGAGAACGCGAAUCAGCCGCUACGACAGCUUAGCCUGCUGCCAUCCCAAGACAAGGCGCAAUUCUCUGUAUGGAAUGCAAUCAUGCCGCCACGAGUUGAGCGCUGCCUCCAUGAAUUAGUGCUGGAGCAAAUUGCCGCCCGGCCUACAGCACCAGCUGUUUGCGCGUGGGACGGUGAGUUGACGUAUAGAGAGCUGGACACGGCCAGCCACCGGCUGGCUCACCAUCUGGCCAGACGCGGUGUCGGCCCAGAGUCGAAGGUCGGCAUAUGUAUGAACAAGUCGAAGUGGACAAUUGUGGCAAUGCUAGCCAUCCUCCGGGCUGGUGGUGCUGUGGUCCCUCUUGGGGUCGGGCACCCGUUGGCUCGCAUCGCCGACAUCGUCCAGGAUAUUGCCGCGCCGCUCGUACUGGUUGACCGCGACCACGAGCAACGUUUGGAAGGACUAUCGGCCCACACGCAGCUGCUUGCAGUUGACUACUUCCUUGAAUCGGCCCCUUCAACUCCGACAUUGCCCGGCGAGCCCUGCACCUCCGUCCGGGCUGGGAACGUAGCCUGGGUUAUCUUCACUUCUGGCAGUACCGGGAAGCCUAAGGGCGUGGUUCUCGAGCACGGUGGUCUCGUAACAAGCAUUCUCGCACAUGCACCACUCUGGGGCUUCUCUCCUUCAACACGUACACUCCAGUUUGCCGCCUUCACCUUCGACGUCAGUAUUUCCGACGUCUUCGCAACUCUUGCUUUUGGAGGUUGUAUCUGUUCGCUCUCUGAAGAAGAUCGUCUCUCGAGGCUCAAUCAGGCAGCCAGGGAUUUCCAAGUGACAUACGCCAAUGUGACACCGACAGUCGCUCGCCUGCUGGACCCAAAGUUGCUGCCCACACUGGAGACGCUGGUGCUUAUUGGGGAGGCUGUCGAUUCCGGCGUGGUGGACAGGUGGAACAAGAAUGCUGCAGUAAUCAACGCAAAUGUCGGACAGCCCAUCGCAGGAGGUGCCUGGGUAGCCGACCCUCAAGAUAUCGGCCGAUUGGUACCCCUUGGUGCACCCGGCGAGCUGCUCAUCGAGGGCCCGCUACUCUCGCGCGGGUACUUAAACGACCCCGUCAAGACAGCAGCCGUCUUUGUAACGGACCUGGCAUUUGUGCAGGAGCUAGACCUUGGCUCUGCCCGACGCAUGUAUCGCACCGGAGACAUGGUGCGGCAAAACACCGACGGCUCCCUGACUUUCAUAGGCCGUCGCGAUACACAGAUCAAGGUCCGCGGUCAGCGGGUGGAGAUUGGCGAGGUCGAGAGUGAGAUCGUCCGCCUGCUGUCUGAUGCAACACACGCCUACGUCUCCAAGAAGGGAGAGUCUCUGGUCGCCAUCAUCGAGUCAACUUCCCCCGACCAGCAUGCUUCUCGCCGCGCAGUGCCUUCGAUAAUCAUCCCCGACCGCGAGCAACAGAAAGCUUUCGACUCCCUUCAAGCCUCCCUUCUUGAGGCCCUCCCCAGGUACAUGGUUCCCUCCGCGUUCCUUGCUAUCAGUCGAUUCCCGCUUAACGACAGCGGCAAGAUGGAUCGCCGCGCGGUUGGCGUUCUCCUAGAUUCCAUACCAUCAGACAAGUGGCCGGAGUACACGUCCCAGUCCCGGCUAUAUCAGGCACCCAUCAGUCCCACGGAACAGCUGCUUUGCGAGUUGUGGACGACUUGCAUUGGAAUUGAAAACAUGCUCGUGUCACGCACUGACAAUUUCUUUGGACUUGGUGGCGACUCUAUGACGGCCAUGGCCCUUGUCCAGCAGCUCCAGGGCUACAGCAUGAGGCUUUCGGUGAUCGACAUUUUCAAUAACCCCGUCCUUGCUGAUAUGGCUGCUUGCGCCAGCAUGGACAUCAACGAGACCGCAGACUACCAACCCUUCUCGCUGGUCUCGCCUACAGAACGAUCCAGUGUUCUUGAGUGCUUAUCCCUCAACGACCCACAGGAGAUACUUGAUAUUCUGCCAACAACAGACUUCCUAGACCAGAUUAUCAGAGAGAACAUGGGCCAAGAACGCCGGCAACUGAAUUAUUUUGCUUUCGACGCGAGUGGUCCCUGCGAUGUUUCUGGGGUGACGUCGGCGGUUACGCAGCUGGUCACAAAGUUUGAGUCGCUCCGCACCGGUUUCGCUAGACCCAGCGGCCAAAAAUUCCUACAGGUCGUCUAUGCCAAAUGGCAACCAGAAGUCCGUGUCUUCCACACAGAGAUGGAUCUUGACGCCUUCUGUCAAGACUCCCUGGAUUACGACAUGUUCGCGACGCCCUGUCUGGCACGACCCAUGUUCGAUGUCGCUAUUGUCGUAGGCCCUACGAAUCAGCAUCGCAUCGUGUUCCGUAUCUCGCAUGCGCUAUAUGACGGCGCAACUUUGCAUCGGGUGUGGAAGACGUUGGAGGAACUCUUCGCAGGCCAACCCACGGGCACUUUCAUUCCUGUUGGGUCGUAUUUCCGCAGCCUGCGGGCUCAGACAACCCGCGCAACCGAGGACUACUGGCGUGAGCUGCUCCGUGGAGCCUACGCUCCAUCCAUCAGUGCACAAACCGAGCCCCAGAUCUCAAGACUAGGUCUCAUCUCCGGCGAGCCAAUUGAGCUGGGACCGAGAAGCGCACAGCCUAGCUUCCCAGUCGCGCUGGUUGUCAAGGCCGCGUGGGGUAUCGUUCUCGGCCUGCACGCCUCGAGUCAUGAUGUGGUGUUUGCUGACGUCUACACGGGGCGAAACACCGUGCAUCCAUCGGCAGCAGGCGCCGUUGCGUGCUGUGCCAGGGCUAUUCCAUGCCGUGUUGCAUACGAACUUGAAUGGACAGUGGGGAAACUGCUCGAACAGCUCAAGAAACAACAAGUCGACAGCAUGCGGCAUGAAGGGCUCGAGUUCCAAACAAUUGCUCAGCGUUGGAUGGAAUGGCCGGAAGGCGAGCGAGCAGAUUUCCGUGCCACCAUGUUGAAUCAUUUGAAGGCGUCGAAGGAGAACCUAUCACUGGGUGGGCUCGUCUACAAGCGGACUGGAGUCAGUCCGCGGCAACCCUACGCAUCCAUUGACUUUGCCCUUGAGACGGUUGAGGAAGAAGAUGGCUCACUCUCAUUGAGUAUUGCAUUCGCCGCUGACCGCAUCCCUAACCAGCUGGCGAGAUCAUUGCUUGAUCGAUUCCGAUCCACUUUAGUGACAAUCCUGAUAGAUGAAGAAUGCAGUAUCAGCCAUGUGAUCGAAAGAGUGACUGGGCACGUGGCGAGAUCUUAG